This is a messenger RNA of Stylophora pistillata, 463 nucleotides long. RefSeq names its product muscle, skeletal receptor tyrosine protein kinase-like. The record is from RefSeq and is a predicted model, not a curated record. Lineage: Eukaryota; Metazoa; Cnidaria; Anthozoa; Scleractinia; Pocilloporidae.
UGGACAAAAGAUGGGUCUGAAAUAAGUAACAACCCCAGGAUCAGCUUUUCAGAAGACAAAAAUCAGUUGACCAUUACCAAGGCCGAACGAGUAGACAGCGGAGCAUACCGUUGUGUGGCGAGUAACAGUCUUGGAAGUAAUACGUCUGAUGCUGCCGUUGUAAAUGUCCAGUAUGAAAGUCAUAUCACCACUCAUCCUAAUAAUGUGACGAAAAGAGAAGGAGAAAACGUUACGUUGUACUGUAAUGCCACUGGAAAUCCGCUCCCUACCCUAUCAUGGACAAAAGAUGGGUCUAACAUAAGUAACAACCCCAGGAUCAGCUUUUCAGAAGGCAAAAAUCAGUUGACCAUUACCAAUGCCAAGCGAGUAGACAGCGGAGCAUACCGUUGUGUGGCCAAUAACAGCCUUGGAAAUGAUACUUCUAGUGCAGCAGUCGUAAAUGUCCAGUGAAAGUGCCGUGGAG